GACAAAAGCAAGUGCAAAAACCGCGAUCACGUUUUGCACACACCAACUCAAGCUUUGGACCAAACAUAGCGGUGUUUUGUUGAUAAUAUUACGAAAGUUGGUGACAUAUUAAUAAUCAGUUUUAGAACCAGAACAGGUCAUCUCAUUUUACCCAUAACAAUGGAGGAUGCCACCAUCCGGAUUACACAUUAUAUAAAUCCGCACAUGUUUUGGUACAAACCGGUGUCGGCUUACGUGCACAAUCUGGAGGAGAAACGAUUCCAGCUAGCAAUAGAUGAGUACUGCGAGGAAAACUUCCGGCAAGCAAGCGCCGACCGGGACUAUGAUGCAUUUCAUGGCGAGACGGUUGCUGUUUUGGACUUCGACCGUAACAAAUGGUGCCGAUGCGUUGUAGAUGAAGUCUUCGAAGGUAAAGACGGCGAAAAACAGUACAAUUUAUGGGCAAUUGACGACGGAGUACCGAUUCAAUCUUCAUCCCGUUUUGUCAAUUUGUUGCCACAAAAGUUUUCUUCCGAUAUGUCUAGUAAAGUUAAACGGGGAGCGAUUAAAAAUGUUUUACCAUCGGAAUGUAUCUAUGACAGCCGUUCGGACAAACUGAUCUCCAAGAUAACUCCUCGUUGGGACAACAAUGCCUCCGGUGUACUUCAAUCCAUACUGUCGAAUAGUAGUACUAUAUAUUUUCGGAACGUAACAAAACACCAGGUUCACAAUGUUAUGGUUAACUUUGGGGAUCUGGAAAUUGUUACACGCAAAGACAAUAUUUUUAACGCCGGCCAAGUGCUCAAGGAAAUUCGUCAGGCUACCGAAGUGGAACCUAGAGAUUUUAUUACCAGACUUUCCGAAAUCCAAACAAUGAGUGUAAGCCGUAGUCGUACAAAUGGUGGAAUUGAACAGAAAAAUAGCCACGGAAAAGUGCACAGCGCUAGCCCAAUGAAGCCUCGACACGAAGUCAACGGGUUCCACCGGAUUUCAAAUGGGACAGGCGAUGAUGGUCAUCAUUCGCGCGAACUAGAGUUAAAUGGUGUGGACGAAGAAGAUUUUGACGAAAGCGCUAGCAUGAUAAGACCAAACCAUAUGCGAGAAAGUAUGCGAACGCUACCGUCCGUGGAGGCAAUUCCUGAGAUCUCGCAUUCCGAGGAUGAGUUGUAUCCAAAUUCGUCGCCAUACGUAAAAAAUGCGCUGAACAUAAAACACGAGAAGAAACUUUUACAGCAAGUAGUUCGACCCUUUAAUCCUAUCACGAUUGCGAAUCUUAAAAUCAAUCAAACCACCGAUAAUGGCAAAGCAAAAAGUUCAUCGUCCAGCAAUUCUCUUGAUAGACGUUCGUACGAUCGAGCGGAUGCGGACGAUAUUUCAGAAAAACCAAAGUCAACGGUUUCGUUCUUAGCCAAGCUGGAGAUGCGCAAGAAGCAACGGGCGGCACAGAAAGCUAUUGUCGAAGAGGAACCAGCAAAGAAAACGUCACCACCGCCAUCCUCCAGUAGAUAUACUAACUUCAAUAUCAUCCCAGCCGGAUUCAGUAUGGCCAACAUUGGAUUCGACAGCGGAAGAGUGGUGGCAGGCGAUUCAUCCGAUUCUUCCGAACGCAAAUCCAAACACACGUCGCUCCGCUUCAAACCGAGACAUACCAAUCUGCAGCCGAACAACCGAAGUCGCCAUUCGUCGUCGGAUGAGCAGAGCCACUCGAAAGCUGGUCUCAACGGGGAAAAGUACAGCAACGGGCACGAUUCCGGUGUCGAAAAUGGUCGGGUGUACGUGACGAAAAAUACGAGCCGCUUCGAUCAGCUGAUCGAGGAGGAAUCAUGUAUCCGUUCGAGAUUGUGCCAUCAGCGUUUGCUGGUUCACGGUAAACGAGUUCCGAAACCAAUUGAGCGACUGGAAAAUGCAAACUUCUGUCCGGAGGUUCACCGUGAGCUCAACAUGUUUAACUUCAACUCGAUCCAUCGUAUUCAAACCUACGCGUGGCCACAAAUUCUGAGGGGCAAUUCGUUCUUCUGUGUGAACGCAGCCUUGACGGGGAAGACGUUUGCGUUCCUUCCGGCCAUUUGUUCGUCGGUUAAGAAAAUGCAAGAUGAAGUACUAGUGCCCAAAGGAGCCGGACCGAUGGCUAUAAUCAUCUGCAAGUCGUCCAGAGAAGUUCAACGAGUGGCAAGCUAUUGCAAGAAAAUGGUUAACUUUUCAAUGAAUAAGUCGAUGUCGGUAGUUGAAGCGUCUGGAGCUAGGGACAUAACGAAAGCUUGCAAUCUUUUACUGAAUGGUUGUGCAAUUUUGGUAGCGACCGCACCUGGAUAUCGGCGUGUGUUUGAGAACAUGCCAAACGCAUUCGUCAAGGAGCGAAUCCAAUCAGUCGUUAUCGAUAACAUCGAUAGCAUAAUUGAACGGUUCGGUAGCGAGCUUCAGUUACUGUGUAAAAAUUGUGACAAAUCUGAACUUCAAAUGGUUGUAACUGCUACCUACUGGAAUCCGUUGUUCUUUGGGUUUUUGAAAAAGUACAAAAAUAUGAUUAUUUGCAUUGGAGCGUAUUUGGAGGCUGCCAUCUAUGGGAAAUCAGAACUGGUGCUGAAGUUACAGACACACGAGAAGAAACUUUCCGAAAUCGUCAACUUUGUGAAUAUACACAAUUACCGGACUGAGCGGACGUUGAUUGUGUGCAGUCAGGCGUCAGAAGUUUACGAAGUAGUCGAACAUCUGAAAACACAAUCUAUUACGCAUAUGUUCUGUAACGAUCAGACAGUGCUUUCGAAAAUGGACGGUUUCAAAGAGUGGGACAAUCAAUUACCUGGAGAAAUGCAUGUUUUGGUUUGUUACGAUGCGGUUUUACCGGACAUGGAAAUAUGCAAAGCCCAACAUAUUAUCCAUUUUUCGUUGCCCAAAUCCUGGACAAUGUUCACACGUCGUUUCGCCUGUUCGUUUGGCUACUAUAAAGAUCCUUUGCGGGAAGAUACAACAAUGCGACAUAAGCCAGCGUCUUCGUUGAUGUUGCUCGACGAGAACAACAACGAUCAGUUGCCGAAGCUGGUGGAAUUCCUGCGUAUACACAAUCAAGAAGUAGCGGAACCGAUUGUGAAACUAACCAACAACAUUCGCAUUCAGCAGGAGGAAGAGAAACUUUCACUGGGCAAUCCGGUGGACUUUUGCUCUCAGGUGCUCGAUUUCGGUAAAUGUCGAAGCACGGGAUGUAUGAAGCGGCACGUAUUUACCACCAGGGAUCUGUCGUUGGGCAUCCUGCCGUCCAGUGGAAUCGUAAAGCUGAAGAUCUACAAUAUGUUUUCACCGACCCACUACACGGCACGAGUGCUGGAACAUCGAGACUAUGGGGCAAAAGGUUGGACCACUGUGAACGAUGCCCAGGAGUUUUUCGCUCUGGACAUCGAAAUACAGCAACACUACGCAAACGAAGAACGGCACUAUAGCCACGGUGAUGUGCAUUAUAACGACUGGUGUGCAAUUUAUGACGAAUUCCGGUACUGGCGAUGCCGUAUUAUGAGCAUUGAACCUAAAAAGGAGAAUGCUACAAGUCAAAAGCUUAAGGUCAAACUGCUGGAUGUAGGCCGAACGCUUGAUUGCAGAUCCUCGGAGUUGCUACAUCUACCGAAAGAGUUCUGUCGCCUACCGGAGCAAGCGAUCGACAUCCGAAUAGUGGGUGUUGUGCCGCAUGAUUUUGAAACAGAAUGGGAUAAGAGAGUCACGGUUACUAUCCGGGAGUGGAUUGAUAAAUACACCACGAAUGACAAAUUUCAUGUAGAAGGCAAGAUAGUACUGGCAAUACGCGACACGAUUUGGGUGGAUACGAUUAGACUGGUUGAGCAUUUGAGUGGCAUAAAUACCGACAUCAACGAGAUUCACGUUAAAUCGCAGAUAGUCGGUAAAAAUUUUGGUGUCACAGAUAAAGAACCAUUAGAGCUGUUAACUAAGAUGGUGAAGGAUUGUGAAGCGUAUAGGAAAAGGGCUAAUAAUAGUGUAGUGAUGGAAGAACCAACCGUUGAGGAGGAGAUAGCGGACAAUUGUGAUUCAGAUGCAGCUUUGAAUACCAAUCAGUUUUUUCCCAAGGAUAUGAAACUCGAGGAAAUAGAUAAACCAUCGCAAUCACCUAUACUACUAAAGCCCAUGGAGUUCAGCGGUACUGAUUCGGACGAUGAUAGCACAUCGGAAGUUGCAAAGACAAAAAAUAAUGAAAACCAAAAUAAUGACGCAGCUGUAACAUUGAAUGAACUGCAAAAUCAGUUGGUUGAUUUGCAGAUAGCUCACAAUACAGAGAAACGGAAUCGAAAGUUCAAUGAAGUGUACGAUGAAAUCGAGCCAGAUGUGACACACGAGGUGUUUAUUUCGCAGUAUUAUGCACCGGACGAUUUCUACGUUUGUAGAGUGGAAAGGUUCUCUUUCAUCUCGACGUUUGUUGGUAAUUUUACUGAAGUUGAAACAACUUUAGUUCCUCUUGAACAGGCGCAAGUCGGAGAUUACUGUUUAGUGUUAUACGACAACGCCUACCAACGUGCAAAGGUGACACAUAUAGAAUCUCGAGACAUUCGGGUGUUUUUCCUUGAUUUAGGUGGAUAUGACACAUACUCUGCAAUAGAUUUGUUUGAGCUUCCCGAUGAGAUUCUCAAAGCGUCAUCAUUUUGUGCCAUUCAAGGGACGAUGGGUUGUCUACAACCGCGAGAGGAGGAGGAAACGUGGAGUCCUGAAAUAGGUGACAAAAUCUACGAUCAAGUAUUAGCCAAUUAUCGGUCAUUCAAUGCUAAAGUGCUGCAAAAGAUUGAAAAACCCCACGUAGAUCCGCUAGUCAACUGUAAGUUGUAUCGAAUUCUGCUGUUCGAUCCGCAACACGAACUUGAAUCGUGGAUAUUUGAUGAAAUUGUCGAGCUAAAACUGGCACGCUACAUAGAAGACGAAAGACCUUAUGCGAUUGACAUCAACUUUGGUGAAGACGAUUUCCGUCAAUUCCUAGAUCCGAAUUAUAAAGCUCCGAAUAAACAAUCCGACGAUGACUUUGAAGCUCGAAUAGAGGAAGUCACCGAGGCAACAACUGAAACGUUGCCACAAAGUCAAAACAAAACACCUCCUAAGAAGGCAUCAACCAAACUGACUUUGCUGAAACAGCGCCUUCAGAAAAAGAAACCGGACAGUCCAACCACAUAUCCUCGGCUGAAGUGUGAUUAUCGAAGUCCCAAAACCAUUUGGCGACAAGAUGACUAUCUUGUUGUUAUUCGAAUAGCCGCUCCGGAAAAUGUCGUGUACGACCUAGCCGUUGACUCGGAUUCUCUGGAAGUGUGUUAUGUGCACGAAGACGAAAAAUUCCUUCUUUCGAUUGUGUUUUUCGGUGCUGUGAUACCUGAGCUUACCAUCCACGAAGUACGGGGAUUAUCGAUUGUGGUACGAGUAGUGAAGCUGGUUCCAACCCUGCAGUGGCCGUCUGUAAUGCGACAUGGCGACAAAGUUCCGUGGCUACAGCAAUGCAUCGAGGUAUCCAACUCGGAUGAAACUGACGCUACGGAUAGCAUGCAGCGGACAUUCCCAACCGUGCCCAAUUUGAAUGACAUAUCGGGCAGUUCAAGUGACGAACCGGACUUUGGUGACCAGUUCGACCGAUUCGAUCCAAUUGAAGACGAUUAUUUUAUGAGGGAUGACUAAGACAAGUUUUUCGUUUAUUGUUUUAAUGGUUGUUUUUGUACACGCACCGACCAUUCGAUACUGAGUAUCGUAUAAGCUUCCAAAGCUGGAUUACACAUUGAAUUAAAUUUAAGAAUACGACAGAAUUUAA
Malaya genurostris is the source of this 5761-nucleotide messenger RNA. RefSeq lists its product as uncharacterized. The transcript is spliced from 13 exons. Lineage: Eukaryota; Metazoa; Arthropoda; Insecta; Diptera; Culicidae. The record is from RefSeq and is a predicted model, not a curated record. Gene Ontology annotation, biological process: transposable element silencing; germ-line stem cell division. Bases 160 to 5631 code for a protein of 1823 amino acids. Gene Ontology annotation, molecular function: ATP binding; nucleic acid binding.